This is a messenger RNA of Choloepus didactylus (southern two-toed sloth), 2964 nucleotides long. Its product is annotated as anoctamin-6-like. Gene Ontology annotation, biological process: chloride transmembrane transport; calcium activated phosphatidylcholine scrambling; calcium activated phosphatidylserine scrambling. Gene Ontology annotation, molecular function: chloride channel activity. Bases 1 to 2025 code for a protein of 674 amino acids. NCBI's taxonomy places the organism in Eukaryota, Metazoa, Chordata, Mammalia, Pilosa, Megalonychidae. The record is from RefSeq and is a predicted model, not a curated record. Gene Ontology annotation, cellular component: plasma membrane. The transcript has 3 exons.
AUGGUUCUUAACAUUUUUGCGGGGAUCAUGACCUCCUUUGAUAAUCCGGUCGAGGUCAGCAAACUACCAGUCUCACCCCUUCUGAUUCCUGCUGUCCUCCCAAAGGAAAAGGUUCCCCCAUUCCCCGAAUACAGAUGCAAGCAGAAAGAACAAUCCAUGCCUCCUUGUCUCAAGGUCUCCAUUUAUAUCUCUGGAUACCUCAGAAAAGAUGACAAGCAGUUCAGUGGGCCUCAGCACCAUACAAACUGGACUACCACAUAUGCUGGGAAGGGUGCUACCAGAAUUGUGCGGUGUACAGCUUGCACAGCUGAAUGCAGGCGGCUUGCAAAGGUCACUUCUAAAGCAGAAAAAGCUGAAGGAAAUAAAAGCAGGAAUUCUGGAACUUUCCCCACCAGGAAAUUGUGCAUCUUUGACAGUUUUGGAACCUUAAUUUUUGCAGUAUUUAUGGGAGUAUGGGUUACCCUGUUUUUGGAGUUUUGGAAGCGGCGUCAAGCAGAGCUGGAGUAUGAAUGGGACACUGUUGAGUUACAGCAGGAAGAACAACCCCGACCUGAGUAUGAAGCACGGUGUAAUCAUGUGGUGAUAAAUGAGAUUACUCAGGAAGAAGAACGUGUUCCCUUUACUGUCUGGGGAAAAUGUAUACGUGUAGCCCUUUGUGCCAGUGCUGUCUUAUUCUGGAUCCUAUUGAUCAUCGCUUCAGUCAUUGGAAUCAUUGUCUACAGGCUCUCAGUGUUCAUUGUAUUUUCCGCCCAACUUCCCAAGCACUUUAAUGGGACAGACCCAAUCCAGAGGUAUCUGACUCCACAGACAGCUACAUCCAUCACCGCCUCCAUCAUCAGCUUCAUCAUUAUCAUGAUUCUCAACGCCAUUUAUGAAAAAGUGGCCAUCAUGAUUACUAACUUUGAACUCCCAAGGACCCAGACUGAUUAUGAGAACAGCCUAACCAUGAAGAUGUUCUUAUUCCAGUUUGUCAACUACUACUCUUCAUGUUUCUACAUAGCUUUCUUUAAGGGCAAAUUUGUAGGUUAUCCAGGAGAUCCAGUUUAUUGGCUGGGAAAAUAUAGAAAUGAAGAGUGUGAUCCAGGUGGCUGUCUCCUUGAACUGACAACUCAGCUGACAAUAAUCAUGGGAGGAAAAGCAAUCUGGAAUAACAUACAAGAAGUGUUGCUUCCCUGGGUCAUGAAUCUACUUGGACGGUGUCGCACAGUUUCAGGAUCAGAAAAGAUAACCCCACGAUGGGAACAGGACUACCACCUGCAGCCCAUGGGCAAACUGGGAUUAUUUUAUGAAUAUCUUGAAAUGAUUAUUCAGUUUGGGUUCGUCACCUUAUUUGUGGCCUCUUUUCCACUGGCACCUCUGUUGGCUCUGGUGAACAAUAUAUUGGAAGUAAGAGUGGAUGCAUGGAAAAUGACUACCCAGUAUAGACGCAUGGUGCCAGAAAAAGCCCAAGACAUCGGAGCGUGGCAGCCCAUCAUGCAAGGAAUAGCAAUUCUGGCUGUGGUGACCAAUGCCAUGAUCAUCGCUUUCACUUCAGACAUGAUCCCCCGCCUGGUGUAUUACUGGGCCUUCUCUGUCCCUCCCUAUGGGGACCAUGAUCACUACACCAUGGACGGGUACAUCAACAAUACUCUCUCCAUCUUCAACGUCAUGGACUUCAAAAGCCAAAGCAGGGGAAAUUCAUCCUUGGGGCUUGACAACCAUACCACAUGCAGGUAUCGUGAUUUCCGGUAUCCUCCUGGACACCCACAAGAGUAUAAACACAACAUCUUCUACUGGCACGUGAUCGCAGCCAAGCUGGCUUUUAUCAUCGUCAUGGAGCAUGUCAUCUACUCUGUGAAAUUUUUCAUUUCGUAUGCAAUUCCAGAUGUAUCAAAAAGCACAAAGAGCAAGAUCAAGAGAGAAAAAUACCUAACCCAAAAACUUCUUCAUGAGAAUCACCUCAAAGAUGUGACAAAAAAUAUUGGGAUUUUAGCCGAGAAGGUGGGAGAAGUAGUAGAUAAGAAUUUACGACCAAAAGUAGAAUAAGAACUUCAUGUUCUGAGACGCACUUUAAAGAAUUUAGCUCUGUCAAAAUAUAUUAUGAAUCACUAAUAAGAAUGUUUUAAGUUAAAUCAUUUUGGCAAAUAUGAGUCUUAAUUAUUGCCACUUCAUGUAGAUUAUUUUUCAGUUUCAGCAUAAAGCUGGAACUGGAAAAUGUAAAACAGAUCAAGAAGGACAUAAAAUUUAUCACCUGAAAAACCUAAAAUGUUACUCUUCUUUUCAUAAUCAGUAUUUUAGUAACAGAAAAGUCUCUUAAUGUGCUUAAAACCAUCACUUCCUAAAGCAGAAUGAAUUCUCUCUUUUUCUCAGUUUGAAUCCUUUUUACUCUCUGUUCUCAGCCACACGAUCUCCUGUAGUUUUAGGCAGUGGUUCAUUUCUUCGCUUUGUCGGAUCUAUUCCAGAGUUGUCUUUCGCUUACAAUACCAUCAAAGACUAGACAUGCUACCACCUUAAUAGCUUCGGUAUAAUUAAAAAUAGCUAGCUCAGAAUUGAGUUUGAAUCCUCUGUUAGGUGGCAAAUACUCAAAAAUUCACCAUAUUUAGGUGCAUUAUUGUUCCUUCACAGAAAGGGAAACCUCAGUUAAUAAGAGGAAAUAGUUUCAGUCGGCAUUUUGGUCUAUCUUUCCAUCUCAAAUCAAUACUUUUAGUGGACUGGCAUGAAGACAGCAAGGUUUUGGAGCAUAUUUGUAAUAAUCCACAGUGACACCUUUUAUCUUCCAGGACCACUCCUAGAAUGUUUUGUGCCUAAUCAAUGUUGACUGCUUUGCAAACCUCAAAGGAAUAAGAUGACAAAAGUGGGGAAAGUUACAGAUUCAAAUAGAAUUCUAACUCAUGUUGACCAGGAUAAUUAAUUUACCUCUUUUACAGAUGUGGAGCUUCUUAGGGAAAAAAAAAAAAAAAUGAAAUCACGUGUUAAAAAGUACAU